AUGCACGAAAUGUCCCAUAUGGGCCCUCGGGCCUUCAACCACGAACAAAGCAGCGAUGCAGAAGCCGAAUACGAUCGCCUCCGUGGCCUAGCCCGUGAAGAGGCCCAGAAGCGCAACUCUUGCUUUCAACGGUCUCAAGAAGCGUACUCCGAAGGUGAUGGCGCAAUGGCCAAGGAGUUGUCCGAGCAGGGUAAAUCCCACGGUCGCAAGAUGGAGGAGUACAACAAGCAGGCCUCCGAAUUCAUCUUUCGCGAGAACAACGCCGAAGGGCGCGUGGAUCCCGAUACCAUCGAUCUACACGGCCAAUUCGUAGAGGAGGCGGAGGAGAUUCUUGAAGAGCGUAUUAAAUAUGCUAGAGAUCAUGGCCAGAACCAUCUGCAUGUCAUCGUCGGCAAAGGUAAUCACUCUGCCAACCACGUUCAGAAGAUCAAACCUCGUGUUGAGCAAGUCUGUCGCGAACUGGGUCUCCAGUAUGCGACGGAAGAGAAUGCGGGACGCAUUUAUGUCAAUCUCACUGGUGGACCGGCCGAUAUGUCUGAAGUUCCGGCACACUCUGGUUAUGGCCAGUCGCAUGGCCAGUAUCCCGGUCAACAGCAUCACCAGCAGCCACAACAGCAACAACAACAACACCAGCAGGACCCCGUCGAGGAGAUGGUCAACGCAAUUCUCCCACGUGUGUUGCGCAAGCUGGAGAAAGCUUGCUGUGUGGUUAUGUAA
Messenger RNA from Aspergillus bombycis, 717 nucleotides. RefSeq names its product Smr domain-containing protein. Lineage: Eukaryota; Fungi; Ascomycota; Eurotiomycetes; Eurotiales; Aspergillaceae. Bases 1 to 717 code for a protein of 238 amino acids. The transcript has 4 exons. The record is from RefSeq and is a predicted model, not a curated record.